AUGUCGAAGUACAAGAGCCCACCGCAGGCCCCGCCGACCUUCAUCGGCACCAAGGAGAGCAUCGUCUCGGACGCAAAGGCCAUGUGCGACAAGACCCGGAACCUGCUAGACACGCUAGUCGCCCAGAUCCCCGCCAGCGACACCUCCAAGACGACCUUUGACACGGUGCUGCUGCCGCAGGUCGAGGACGAGAACGACGCCGCCCUCAGCGCCCGCAUCCUCGGCUUCUACCAGUACGUCUCGGGCGACAGCGCCCUGCGGGACGCCUCCACCGAGGCCGAGAAGCUCAUGGACGACUUCUCCAUCGAGGCGGGCAUGCGCGAGGAUGUCUUCAAGAUCGUCGACGCCGUGUGGCAGAGCAGGGACAAGAUCCAGCUGGACCCCGAGAGCGCGCGCCUGCUCGAGAAGGAGAGGAAGAACUACAUCAAGAAUGGCUUGGGACUGCCGGCCGGUCCGCAGCGGGAUCGCUUCAAGGAGAUCAAGAAGAGGUUGAGUCAGAUCCAGAUUGAGUUCACCAAGAACCUGAACGAGGAGAAUGGUGGGCUGUGGUUCACGAAGGAGGAGCUGGAUGGCGUGCCGGAGGACCUUGUGGACGGCCUGGAGAAGGGGACGGGCGAGAACGACGGGAAGGUGAAGCUGAGCUUCAAAUACCCGGACCUCUUCCCAACUUUGAAGUUUGCAAAGAACCCGGAGACACGGCGAAAGCUCUUUAUUGCCAAUGAGAACAAGUGCAACCAAAAUGCGCCGUUGUUCAAGGAGACGAUCCUUCUCCGCGAUGAGGCUGCCCGGAUGCUAGGCUACCCGGAUCAUGCCUCUUUCCGCAUUGAGGACAAGAUGGCCAAGACUCCGAAGACGGUGAAUGAUUUCCUUGGUGAUUUGCGCACGCGACUUGCUCCUGGCGGAGAAAAAGAGAGAGAUCACCUCCUAGAGCUCAAGAAGGCCGAUGCCGAGGCUCAGGGUCUGUCCUUCGAUGGCAACUACUACCUCUGGGACCAUAGGUAUUAUGAUCGCCUGAUGAUUGAGAAGGAGUACAGCAUCGAUGAGAACAAGAUCUCUGAGUAUUUCCCGCUCAAGAACACUGUUGCGGGCAUGCUGAACAUCUUUGAGACGCUGUUUGGCUUUGUGUUCAACGAGUUGUCGCCUGAGGACCGCGCCAAGAUUAGUCCCACUGGCAAGGCUGAAGAUAUUGCGUGGCAUGAGGAUGUCAUCAUCUUCAGCGUUUGGGACAAUGCGGAUGAGGGCGAUGGCUUUGUUGGCUACUUGUAUCUCGACUUGCACCCGCGGCCCGGCAAAUACGGCCACGCCGCGAACUUCAAUCUCCAACCCGGCUUCCUGCUUCCCAAUGGCACGCGGCGCUAUCCCGCCACGGCCUUGGUGUGCAACUUCAGCAAGCCCACUCCCAAGAAGCCGUCUCUGCUGAAGCACGACGAGGUGGUGACACUGUUCCACGAGCUCGGCCACGGUAUCCAUGACUUGGCUGGUCGAUGCAGGUACAGCCGCUUCCACGGUACCUCCACGGUUAGGGACUUCGUCGAGGCGCCCUCGCAGAUGCUCGAGAACUGGUGCUGGACUCCCAGCCAGCUGAAGGCCCUGAGCAAACACUAUGAGACUGGCGAGAGCAUCCCAGAUGACCUAAUUGAGAAGCUUAUCUCGACGAAGCAUGUCAAUGAUGCACUUUUCAAUCUCCGCCAACUGCACUUUGGUAUCUUUGACAUGACUGUGCACACGCCCAAGACUCACGAGGAGCUUGAGAAGUUGGACCCCAGCGCAGUAUACAACGAGCUGCGGACCCAGAUCGCCGGGAUGAAGGGCCCCGAGGCCCAAGGCGAGCCUAGCACCUGGGGCAACGGCCAAGCCACAUUUGGCCAUCUCAUCGGUGGCUACGACGCCGGUUACUACGGCUACCUCUCCUCGCAGGUAUACUCGACCGACAUGUUCUACAGCGUGUUCAAGCAGAACCCUAUGGAUUCGAAGGAGGGCAGACGGUACAGGCACACUGUACUGGAGAAGGGCGGUAGCCAGGAGGAGAUGCUUACGCUAGAGCAGUUCCUGGGCAGGAAGCCUAACAAUGAGGCUUUCUACAAGGAUUUGGGACUGUCGAGCUGA
Molecule: messenger RNA, 2106 nt
Organism: Phaeoacremonium minimum UCRPA7
Lineage: Eukaryota; Fungi; Ascomycota; Sordariomycetes; Togniniales; Togniniaceae
Product: putative metallopeptidase protein
Exons: 4
Coding region: 1-2106 (701 amino acids)
Biological process (GO): proteolysis; peptide metabolic process
Cellular component (GO): mitochondrial intermembrane space
Molecular function (GO): metalloendopeptidase activity
Source: RefSeq, a predicted model, not a curated record